Molecule: messenger RNA, 6031 nt
Organism: Myzus persicae (green peach aphid)
Lineage: Eukaryota; Metazoa; Arthropoda; Insecta; Hemiptera; Aphididae
Gene: PMCA
Product: plasma membrane calcium-transporting ATPase 3
Exons: 17
Coding region: 607-4233 (1208 amino acids)
Biological process (GO): calcium ion transmembrane transport; regulation of cytosolic calcium ion concentration
Cellular component (GO): intracellular membrane-bounded organelle; membrane
Molecular function (GO): ATP hydrolysis activity; ATP binding; P-type calcium transporter activity
Source: RefSeq, a predicted model, not a curated record
UCUACACCCGCCGCCGCCGUCGCUGCCGCCGCGAUCCCGCAUUUGUUUUUUUUUUUUUGCGUUUUCGCUCAUUAACCGCUUACCGCACGGUCGUCGUUGCGCGUGUGUACGAUUUUUUUUUCGUCAGCUCGCUAGCGCGUGCGUGAGUGUAUGUAAUUUUCUGUCCGCGCACGACGACGACGUUACGCAAACGAGAUAUUCGCGCGACGGCGUUCAGACGUGUCGCGAUUACAGCGACGGUGAACCGGCGUUUGCGUGGCGACGACGAAGACGAUAUUCGUGUACCGCUCGUAAUUAGAACCAUAAUAUCAUUGUAUUUGUCUAGUGUACAGUCAUUCGAGUCGGCCGUUAUAAAUCACAGUAAUAAUAGUAUUAGAACGAUUUCAUUAUAAGACGCACGCGACCACACGCAGCACGUACUGGCGACGCCGACCCAAAGACAAAUUUUGCUACCGGUUCAAAAGACAUCACUAGCACCACUGCAGCGGAAGCAGCAGGAGGUACUGCCGCCACUGGCGGUAAGUUUGCCGACGUCGUAUGUCUGUCGUGUCAUUAACGACAAAAGCAACACGACGUAAUUGUAUAAAAGUUAAUAGAUAAACAAAUAUGGCCACAAUAGACGGGCGACCCGCCCAAUAUGGGGUAACGUUAAAACAAUUACGUGAGCUCAUGGAGCACAGAGGUCGAGAAGGAAUCGUCAAACUAAACGAACUGGGUGGCGUUCAGGAUGUUUGUAAAAAGCUGUAUACAUCACCCAGUGAAGGAUUAAGUGGAUCUACAGCCGAUCUGGAGCACAGGAAAGAGACGUUCUCCUCAAAUACCAUACCCCCUAAACCUCCAAAGACGUUCAUGCAACUUGUCUGGGAAGCUUUGCAGGAUGUCACUCUAAUUAUUUUAGAAAUUGCUGCUCUCGUAUCAUUGGGAUUAUCACUUUACAAACCAGCCGACGAAGAAUCAAUGGGUGCAGAAGACGAUGAAGCAAAACAUGGAUGGAUUGAGGGAUUAGCUAUAUUAAUAUCCGUUAUAGUAGUCGUUAUUGUAACAGCGUUUAAUGAUUAUACAAAAGAAAGACAGUUCCGUGGUCUUCAAAACCGUAUUGAAGGUGAACACAGAUUUAAUGUCAUCAGGGCGGGCGAACUGCGACAAAUCUCUGUAGGAGAAAUAGUAGUUGGGGACAUUUGCCAGAUUAAAUACGGAGAUUUGCUACCAGCUGAUGGUGUGCUAAUUCAAAGUAAUGAUUUGAAAGUUGAUGAAUCUUCUUUAACUGGUGAAUCAGACCACGUCAAAAAAGGAGAAGCAUUCGAUCCCAUGGUUUUAUCAGGAACCCAUGUAAUGGAAGGCAGUGGAAAAAUGUUGGUCACUGCAGUGGGUAUAAAUUCUCAGGCUGGGAUAAUAUUCACACUCUUAGGCGCAGCAGUGGAUCAACAAGAGGAAGAAAUGAAGAAACAACGGAAAGAAGCCAAAAAACUCAAGACAAAGAAGAGCUUAACUGAUGAAGUACCACCUACCAUCAACAGCCAUGCCACUGAUAUCGGUAUGAAACAAAUGGAUAAAGGAGCUGAAACAGAUGACGAUGCUGCUGAAGGUGGAGGAAAAUCUGGCGAGUCAGAAGAACCAGCAAAAAAAGACAAGUCUGUGUUGCAAGCUAAACUCACAAAGUUGGCCAUUCAAAUUGGAUAUGCUGGAUCAACGAUUGCCGUACUUACUGUGCUUAUAUUGGUAAUUCAAUUUUGUAUUCAUACAUUUGUCAUACAACAAAAACAGUGGAAAAAUCAUUACGCUGGUGAAUUUGUUCGUCACCUUAUUAUUGGUGUCACUGUCUUGGUGGUGGCUGUUCCUGAAGGACUUCCUCUCGCUGUUACUCUGUCUUUAGCGUACUCAGUCAAGAAAAUGAUGAAAGAUAACAACUUGGUAAGACAUUUAGACGCUUGCGAAACUAUGGGUAAUGCCACUGCCAUUUGUUCUGAUAAGACCGGUACACUAACAACAAACCGAAUGACAGUUGUCCAGUCUUACAUUUGUGAAGUUCUCAGUAAAACAAUGCCUCAAUUUGCAUCCAUACCAUCAAAUGUUGGAAACUUAUUAGUGCAAGCUAUAUCUAUUAAUUCAGCGUAUACGUCUAAAAUUAUGCCACCCGACGAUCCAACUAGUGAACUACCAAAGCAAGUUGGUAAUAAAACUGAGUGUGCACUCCUAGGAUUUAUCCUUGCUCUUGGUAAAAAUUACCAAACAUGGCGUGACGAUAUACCCGAAGAAAUGUUAACACGUGUAUAUACAUUUAAUUCCGUGCGGAAGUCCAUGAGUACAGUCAUUCCAAGAGAAGGCGGUGGCUACAGAUUAUUUACUAAAGGUGCCUCUGAAAUCGUACUAAAAAAAUGUUCGUAUAUCUACGGUCGCGAUGGUCGAUUGGAGAAAUUCACACGUGAAAUGCAAGAUCGUUUGGUGAGAAAUGUCAUUGAACCUAUGGCUUCUGAUGGCCUUCGUACUAUUUCUGUUGCGUACAAAGAUUUCAUACCCGGAAAAACCGAUACGCCCAACCAAGUGCAUUAUGAAGGUGAACCAGACUGGGAAUCCGAAGACAAUAUAGUGUGCGAUCUCACUGCACUGUGUGUUGUAGGAAUUGAAGAUCCCGUUCGACCAGAGGUGCCUGAAGCUAUUAGAAAAUGUCAGCGAGCUGGUAUUACUGUACGUAUGGUUACCGGAGAUAAUGUGAACACAGCCCGAUCAAUUGCUACCAAGUGUGGUAUAUAUAAAACUGGUGAAGACUGGCUUGUAUUGGAAGGCAAAGAAUUCAACCAACGAAUUCGUGAUGCUAAUGGCGAUGUUCAACAGCAUUUAUUGGAUAAAGUGUGGCCUAAAUUGAGAGUAUUGGCCAGGUCAUCGCCAACAGAUAAAUACACACUGGUAAAGGGUAUUAUUGAUAGUAAAGUGAGUGAAAGUCGUGAGGUAGUGGCAGUGACUGGUGAUGGUACCAAUGAUGGUCCUGCAUUGAAAAAAGCCGACGUUGGAUUUGCUAUGGGUAUUGCUGGAACAGAUGUAGCUAAAGAAGCUUCAGAUAUUAUUUUGACAGAUGACAACUUCAGUAGUAUUGUUAAAGCAGUUAUGUGGGGUCGUAAUGUAUACGACAGCAUUGCUAAAUUUUUACAAUUCCAGUUGACCGUAAAUGUGGUAGCCGUUAUUGUAGCGUUUAUAGGAGCAUGUGCCGUCCAAGACAGUCCGCUAAAGGCCGUUCAAAUGUUGUGGGUGAACUUGAUUAUGGACACGUUGGCUUCGUUGGCGUUAGCCACGGAGUUGCCCACUUCCGACUUGUUGUUGCGGAAACCGUACGGCCGUACGAAGCCUUUAAUAUCGCGCACCAUGAUGAAAAACAUCAUUGGCCAGGCCGUCUACCAAUUGACGGUCAUCUUUUCACUGUUGUUCGCCGGUGACAAGAUGCUGGACAUACCGACCGGCCGUGGAGCCGAAUUCGGCUCAGAGCCAACCCAACAUUUCACCGUCAUUUUCAACACGUUCGUCAUGAUGACGCUGUUCAACGAGAUCAACGCACGUAAAAUCCACGGUCAGCGCAACGUGUUUCAGGGAUUCUUCACCAACCCGAUAUUCUACAGCAUAUGGAUCGGCACCGUGCUGUCACAAGUGUUCAUCAUCCAGUACGGCAAGGACGCUUUCAGCACCAAGAGUCUCACACUGGAGCAGUGGAUGUGGUGCUUGUUGUUCGGGUUCGGCACUCUGUUGUGGGGUCAGAUAGUCACCACUGUGCCUACACGAAAAAUCCCGAAACUUCUGUCAUGGGGACGCGGACAUCCAGAGGAGUACACCAACGCUAUUAACCUAGGUGAAGAGAACAGAUACGAUCCCGAUUCCGGGCAAAAGCCGCGGGCCGGCCAGAUCCUGUGGAUCCGUGGACUGACCAGGCUACAGACUCAGCUGCGUGUCAUCCGGGCUUUCAAGUCCACACUAGAAGACCUGGAAGAACGACGUUCCAUACAUAGUUUCCGCACCACUACCAGCUCGCGGGGCCGUCCUUUGUCAGACAACAUCACGUACAUAGACGAGGAACACAACCACCACCACCAAGCUGUCCCUCCUACUAACAACAAGACACCACUCAAGAAUGUGGCAAGGUCAAAUGGUUUGACCGGUUGUUGUUGUUCGUCUCGGACACAAGGCACCACACACACGUUAAUCGAUAAAUACCGCGAUAUUAUUAUUAUUAUUAUUAUUAUUAUUUAAAUGUAAAAUUAUUAUUAUAAUUAAUUUUAUAAUACAUAAUAAUAGACGCGAAACAUCUCUCUUAAAACUCAAACGCGAUAAUAUUAUUAUUAUUAUUAUUAUACUUUACACUUAUUGAUUAUUGUUAAUAUUUUUUUCACUCGGUCUAAAGCCGCCGCUGUUGGUGGUUUUUGUUGUUCUUGUUCUUCUUGUUCUUGUUAUACUUGUAAUAGUAGUUAUGUAUGGUUAUUAUUAAUAUUAUUAUGUCAUCAUCGUUAUUGCGUUGAUAGUAUCACAGCGAAUUUUAACUACCCUUCUUUGACGGCGUCUUUAAUUUUAGUAGUGUUUUUGCUGCAACGUCGUCAGAAAAAAAUCUGUGCAUUUCUUUCGAUUGCUCUUCUUAUUCUUCAUCUUUUUACACGCAAGAAUGCGUUUGAUUAACGUUUUUUAUUCUUGAUAUUUCCAAACUGUCGUUAAAUACAACACACCAUUAAAUAAUAUGACAAUCGCGAUUGGCAAAAAUAUAUAAUAUUAGACCUCUUUACUUUUUUAGUAGACAUACUCCGUGAACGUAAUGUAUUCACCGGGGCGAAAAUUAGCGAAUUAUUUGAACGUGAUUCGCCUACACCACUAUCUCACAAAAGAGAUGAAAAUAUUGACAAAAAUCUGAGACCAUCUGCUUACCCAACCACGUGAACGUUAGCUUGUUUCCGUGCAACGAUCGAACCAAGUGUAGGUAUUAAUUGUUGUACUACCCAAAAUAAAUUUCGAAAGUUCCGGGGCCAAUCUCAUUAGAUUUAAAGUCAUCCUCGAUCCUUAACCGGGGCUUUAAGACUAUACGCACGUUGAUGUGCACGUAUAUUAUUGUAUGUAUGAUAAUAUGCAUUUUUGGAAUUUUCUGUGUCGUAAGCUGCUAAUGUUCGAAUAACGUAUGUAUUAUUAUGUCAGGCCGACUCGUGAGGAUACAUCAUGACAAUAUUUCUGUUUCGAUAUUCUAAUAAUGAUUCCGUUUGUUCCCUAUCAGUAAAUGUAAUGAUAAUCGUGAACCAUUUGACCAAACGAGUGCCACCAUACCUAACAAAGUAAUACACAAUAUAGGUACUGCUAUUCGAAGUUUUUAUUCUAUUGUGCGUACUUAUAUACCUAAAACAUACUAUGCUGCAAUUGACAUUUUCGGCAGAAUUCGAUUUAAUAAAUGUUGUAAUUCCAACUACUUCUAGAUGUUAAAAAUAUUUAAUUGGUGUAAGUUGUUGUAACUAACGUGGGCUCAAAUCCAUUUAACUAUUAUUUUAGUUAUAAAAAAAAAUUAAUAUAUACUUAACUAACGCUUUAUUAAUUAUAUUAAUAACAAAUGUUUUAAAAAUUAAGAGAUUAUUAUAUGUUCUCGCUGCCAACGAAUAUUAUUAAUUAUAACAAUGUUUAUAAUGACUUAUAGUGGUGAGGAAGGGGAAUAAAUGGCUGUUUAGAUUUUAUGUACAAUUUACUAUUACUUAUCUUCAAAUGAUAGUAUUUACUAUACUUAUUAUUAUUAAUUAUUAUUAUUAUUAUUAUUAUUAUUAUUAUUAUUACAUUAUAUUAUAUUAUUGAAUAGUUUUUAUUGUUUGUCGAUAGUCACCACCGCAGAGCAUUAUAUAGUACUCUUCUUUAUUUAGUGUUUACUUAUACCGAUUUUCAAAUUAAUUAUAAUUAUCUAGUGUAGAUAAACGCUUGCUAUUAUAUAAUAUAGUUGAUUAUUAUAUUAUAGGUGGAUUCCGUGAAUAAUUAAUGAAACAAUGUUUCUGUUUUAUAUUGAAAAAAAUAAAAGUGCACAGCGAUAUUA